CAAGUUUUUUUAUCACGAAUUCACAAGCCUGGGAGUCAAAUUCAUAGACAAAUUGAGAAUCGAGACAAAUUUAUUGAAAACGUAAUAAUUUAAAGUGAAAUUUUGUGUUGGGGCUCUAUAUGCGAAUUCUCGUUAACGAACAAUGGCCAUAUGAUUAGACUGGACGUGCAGUUUUGUGAUUGAAAAAGACAAAAAUGUUUUGAAGUGUGUAUUCUGUUUUUGAAUUCUGCAAAAUGACCCAGCAAGGUAAUACAACGAACUGGCUUAUACAAGGUGCAAACGGUCAACCACAAAUUCUUAAAUUAGUGCAAACCUCACAAGCUAGUGGUAAAGCUGUCGGUAGUAUUUUAACUUCCAAUGUGACUACACAACCUAUAAAAAUCUUCAAGACUACUUCGGCCAGUGGACAAGAAAUUACACAGUUGAUAAACAGUGCACCGCAAUCGCCAAUCAUCAAAACAAUCGGGUCUAAUGUAGUUACAAAAUCUGUACCAAUACAUGUGAAUAUGAACUCGAUGGUUAAAGGUCCAAAAACAAUUCACUUGAGUCCAUCCCAGAUGCAAAAUAUACGAUUUGUAAAUACUACAUCUCAACAAAAUACAGUACAAAUGCAACAGGCAAGUCCUCCCACCUUUGCAGUAGCUCAACAAGUACAACAGUCGCCUCAAAAUAUUAAAACAGUCUCUCCCCCGAUUCUUCAAAGGAAGAGGCAGGAUCCUCUAGAAAUGGAUUAUGUUCAUGAUUCUAAAAGAUCAAGAAAAUCAGACAAAGUUGGUAAAGGUUUGAGACACUUCUCAAUGAAAGUUUGUGAAAAAGUUCAAAAAAAGGGGACUACUACAUACAACGAAGUUGCCGAUGAAUUGGUAGCUGAAUUCACAAAUCCCAUGACAAACAGUUCAUUAGCUGACCAACAAUACGAUCAGAAAAAUAUCAGAAGAAGAGUAUAUGACGCACUCAAUGUCCUUAUGGCAAUGAAUAUCAUUUCAAAAGAAAAAAAAGAAAUAAGAUGGAUAGGAUUACCAACUAAUUCGCUACAAGAAUGUGUGCAACUGGAAAAAGAAAAGCAGAAAAAAUUAUACAGCAUCAUAGAGAAAAGAAAGCAACUUCAUGAGCUCAUUCUCAAUCAGAUUGCUUUCAAAAAGUUAGCUCAGAGAAAUAGGCAAAUGGAGGAAGCUCAUGGACCACCCCCUCCUAAUUCUUCUAUACAAUUACCAUUUAUUGUUGUUAAUACUAAUAAGAAAACAAUUAUCGAUUGUAGUAUUUCCAAUGAUAAAUUGGAGUAUAUUUUUCAAUUUAAUGAUAAGUUUGAGAUAAACGAUGAUGUUGAUAUUUUGAAGUCCAUUGGUAUGUUUAUGGGCUUAGAUACUGGGACAGUUACACCUGAAAAUUUGGAGACAAUCAAAUCAAUGGUGCCUAAAUCACUUGUGGAUUAUGUGGUUCAAUUAGCAUCUGGUGAAAAUAAAGAUAUAGAUAACUUCAACGUAGAUGCUGGAACCAGUACAUCUUUCUUGAUGGGGUCUGAUGAUUUAGCAGGAGUCCAUCUAGAUGAAGAAAACUCUCGUCAUUCUUCUAAUUUUGAUCCUUUGUCUCCCUGUGGUGAUGAUUAUUCAGAUGAUGAAGGGGAGGGGGAAUCUGAUUUAUCAAGUGAUAUUGAUUGAAUAUUUUCAAAUUCCAUUCUUGAUGGGUUAAGAUCAUACGGGUCAUAUUUCUGGCUUGAAAAAAUGAAGUUAACAGUAGGUAUGAAUACAAGUGAAAAGUUCGAAAUUCACCAAGACUGGCCUGUAAUUCUGACCUCCUUUUAGAAUUCAUUUUAUGUUGGAUAGAGCCAUAUUUCCUUUAUUGUUAAGAUUGCAUAGGUACAUACAAUUUUUUGUUUAGUAUUUCUUUAAAAUUCUUUUGAAGAAUAUAAUUUGCUCUAAUGUUUUUUCUGCAUCGCUAUUUUUCAACUGUAAUAGAAUGUAAGAGUUUAAACCUGAAUAAAAUUGUUUAUAUUAA
Molecule: messenger RNA, 1995 nt
Organism: Coccinella septempunctata (seven-spotted ladybird)
Lineage: Eukaryota; Metazoa; Arthropoda; Insecta; Coleoptera; Coccinellidae
Gene: Dp
Product: transcription factor Dp-1
Exons: 1
Coding region: 234-1658 (474 amino acids)
Biological process (GO): regulation of transcription by RNA polymerase II; regulation of cell cycle
Cellular component (GO): transcription regulator complex; nucleus
Molecular function (GO): DNA-binding transcription factor activity, RNA polymerase II-specific; RNA polymerase II transcription regulatory region sequence-specific DNA binding
Source: RefSeq, a predicted model, not a curated record